Messenger RNA from Macadamia integrifolia, 2094 nucleotides. Its product is annotated as probable carboxylesterase 11. Gene Ontology annotation, molecular function: hydrolase activity. The coding region runs from base 300 to 1721 and encodes 473 amino acids. The transcript is spliced from 2 exons. NCBI's taxonomy places the organism in Eukaryota, Viridiplantae, Streptophyta, Magnoliopsida, Proteales, Proteaceae. The record is from RefSeq and is a predicted model, not a curated record.
AAUUACUUCUUCUGUCGCUCUUCCCCAUUCUCUCUCUAGUCUCCCUAUAGCCUCUUCCUCUCGGCGGCGUGUUCUUUUCAAAGAUUGAAUUGAACCAUUUUCUUCAAUUUAGAUCUUUCUAUGAAGUCUCCGUAGCCAGAGAGCUCUAAUUUGAACCGUAAUCGCCAUGAUUUCACCGUUAUCUUCACAGAGCAAAACCUUUUUUUUAUCUAUCGCGCGGCUGGUUUCUGCAAGGGAAAGCAAGGAGUGACCAGAAAGAGAGGGAAAGUGAAGGACGGGAAGGGAAGGGAAGGGAAGAGAUGCCUAGCGUCGCUGUGAAGCUCUAUAGUGUAUUCUUCAAAUUCCUUCUUAAACAUCGUUUGCAGAACCGUAUCCAAGCCUCUUUUGAUGAUAACAACCCUUUCGGUGUCACUUCGCGGCCUGAAGAAUCAGUCGCCGCAGCUAAGCCUUCUUUCAUCGAUGGUGUUGCUACCAAAGACAUCCACAUUGAUUCUUUAACCUCUCUCUCCGUUCGUAUCUUUCUACCUGACACCUGCCUUGCCGCCUCCGAAUCUGAUUUACAUGCCCAAUCUAGGGCAAGGGUCAGGGCUUCUUCCAGGUCCUUAGAUCCGGAUUCCUCACAUGCUUCUGUCGAUGCUCAUCAUAACAACAACCGUCGUAACAGCUAUGGCCCAUCCACAUCUCCCACGCCUGCUGCCAACAUGGCUGAUCAGAUCCGCAGGAGCAGCUAUGGUGGUAGCAGCCAGGCUGAGAGCUUGAUUUCGAAACAGGAGACUGGAGCUUACAGGGGCUAUGCACCUUCCUUGGAGAAUAAGCAACAUUCUUUUCGUAAGUUGCCAGUAAUGUUGCAAUUUCAUGGUGGAGGGUUUGUUACCGGCAGCAAUGACUCGUCCGCCAAUGAUAUUUUCUGUAGACGGAUCGCGAAAUUGUGUGAUGUGAUUGUCAUUGCGGUUGGUUAUAGGCUAGCCCCUGAGAACCGGUAUCCGGCGGCGUUUGAGGAUGGUUUAAAAGUUUUGCAUUGGUUGGGGAAGCAGGCAAAUCUGGCCGAGUGUAAUAAGUCCCUUGUCAGUAAACGCGGUGGCGGUGCUGAUAUCCGGAGAUCUGAUACUCAUCGGCAACUUGCUGACACUUUUGGUGCGUCUAUGGUAGAGCCUUGGUUAGCUGCUCAUGGAGAUCCCACCAGGUGUGUUCUCCUGGGUGUGAGCUGUGGUGCAAACAUUGCAGACUAUGUGACUCGGAAAGCAGUGGAGGCAGGCAAACUUCUGGAUCCUGUCAAAGUGGUGGCGCAGGUCUUAAUGUAUCCCUUCUUCAUUGGCAGUGUCCCCACACAUUCGGAGAUCAAACUAGCAAACUCUUACUUCUAUGAUAAAGCAAUGUGCAUACUUGCAUGGAAGCUCUUCCUACCAGAGGAGGAGUUUAGCCUGGACCAUCCAGCUGCUAAUCCUCUAAUUCCUGGGAGGGAACCACCACUCAAGUACAUGCCCCCAACGCUAACAGUGGUUGCAGAGCAUGACUGGAUGCGAGACCGUGGCAUUGCGUACUCAGAAGAGCUAAGGAAGGUUAAUGUUGAUGCUCCUGUCCUGGAGUAUAAAGAUGCUGUACAUGAGUUUGCAACACUUGACAUGCUCCUUAACACCCCACAGGCCCAAGCCUGUGCGGAGGACAUCGCAAUCUGGGUCAAGAAGUAUAUCUCACUCAGAGGCCAUGAGUUCUCUUAUUGAGUGGAUGUAAACAAAUGUGGCAAUAGCUAUAGCAGGAGCAGCAUUUUUGUGUAUUCUUAUUUCUUCUACAAGAUGAGGGGAGAGCCUCAACUCCCAUUACUCAGCUGUCCUGUACACGGGGUGUGUUUUUCCUGCCAAUCUUCCUGUUACAGCCUUUAGGUCUCUUUCAAUAUUUUUUUUUUCUUCCGAAUUUUUCGUUAUUCUUUUUUGUUCUGCUCUUUUUGUAAGAUAUAUCAGAGUAGUAGGAAUGUUUAGACAGAGAUGGAUUGUCGUUCAUGUUCGAGUUCAUAUUCUUGAUAUGUUCUGAGAACAUUAUUGGUUCUUGCUCUCUACCCUGCCCAUGAAUGUAUUUAAUGUUUAUACCUUUCUCUAA